Messenger RNA from Neurospora tetrasperma FGSC 2508, 3099 nucleotides. RefSeq lists its product as uncharacterized. Gene Ontology annotation, molecular function: protein binding. The record is from RefSeq and is a predicted model, not a curated record. The coding region runs from base 1 to 3099 and encodes 1032 amino acids. The transcript has 7 exons. NCBI's taxonomy places the organism in Eukaryota, Fungi, Ascomycota, Sordariomycetes, Sordariales, Sordariaceae.
AUGUCUCAGCUAGAGGCACUCUUCCCAACGGAUGUAGCACUUGUACCUCAACACACACGGGCUCAAGAUGCCAAAGACAAGGUGGACAAACUCAAAGCAAUGCUGCACCAGCAUGAUAUUGAAGCCCCCAAGGACGUUCUGGAUGUCUUCAUGUCAAAACAUGCAUGGCGAAAGCCGAGAUGGUUGGACAAGCUUCAAACUGUUACCAGCAACAUCCAGAUAUUCUACAACGCCAUUGGUUCCAUCUGUCAAGCACAUGGAAUUGCUUCAGUGGUUUGGGGUGUUUUGAGAUUUAUAUUGGAUGCCUUUGGCAGAUAUUUCGGUCUUUUGGAUAGAGUUGUCGACAUCUAUGAUGAAAUGACUCGAGCUAUGCCAGUGCUGAAAGACUACGCGAAGCUUUAUGCCGCUUGGCCAACCGUGUCGGAUUCUCUCUUGGAUAUCUACUGCUCUUACCUUGAUUUCUCUCUAAAUGCGGUCGAGAUAUUUAACCGCAAUCCACUCAAUCGAAUAGGCUUUGUAAGGGACGCUAUUGGUGUUGAAACCUGGAAGAUAGUCGACACCAGAGAGGUAACAUCGAUUCAGGGACCAUCAAGUCAAGAAAGCCCUAAACUUUCCAGAAUUUUCUCAGUCCCAAAGGCCAGAAAUGGAAAGUUCUGUGGGAGGAAAGAGGUGCUUGCACAGCUCGAUCGCGACCUCCUCCCAGCCCAAAGCUCACCACAAAAGUCUUGCACCUUACACGGGGCACCCGGUAUGGGUAAAACCCAGAUAGCACUCGAGUUCGCUUAUCGAUGUUGCGAAACCUUCCCAGACCUCCACAUUUUCUGGGUCCCCGCCGAAGAUGAAACCGCUCUUUCCCAGGCUUUUGGCAAAAUAGCACGGCUUGUUGGGGUGGGAAGGGAUGUUUCGGACCAGGCCAGACUUGUUGAGAAUGCAAUUGCCUGGCUGUGUGAAAACACGUCAUGGUUGAUGAUCUUCGACAACGUCAACAACCCCGGCAUCUUCAAGAAAUACCAGCCAUGUUGCAAUCAUGGCUCGAUUCUUGUCACUAGCCAGUAUCAAAGGACAAUACACGCCACGACAAAAGAGAUACCACUGAGGCACUUGACACCUCAAGAAGGUUCAGAUUUCCUCCUUGACCACAUUCCCGAGCAGCAAAAGCUGCAUAUGGGAGACCCAGGCUCGCUGGCCCAAGUGUUUACAAGCAUGUCAGAAGAAGUCAACGGGUCCCCACUGGUCCUCGUUGGAAUUGCCGGGUCCAUCAUUUCUUCGGCAGUUUCGGCGGAAGGAGCUCUCAUAGAGUUGCAGCAGUCAGGGAGUUUGGGCAAGAGAAACCCAAUUACGAAUGGUCAUUCCGCCUGGGCAUACGACCGACCUAUUGACUCUGCAUGGGAUAUGGCAUUGAGAGCAGUACCUGACAAAGGAUUGACAAUACUGAGAAUCAUGAGCAUGCUUGCGGCGGAUAACAUUCCCGUUGACAUUCUCAACCGCGAUCUUCAAGGCAAGUUGAGUUUCUUGGGAUAUCAAGACUCUGCACGCUUCCGCCAUGAAAUCCAGGCUGCUCUUGUGGAACGGUACCUGGUUGAGGACAGCAAUCCGGCGUUGUCUUGGUCCUUCUACAGCAUUCAUCGGCAACUACAAUCGAAGAUUUUGCGGGAUCUGCAAACCGUGCCCCAUCAAAAUCAGCUCACAUUCGAUCGUGCCGUGGCACUCAUUGCACGAGACUUCCCGGCUUUCCCAAAGUUCAUGACGCCAAACUUCUCACAGUGGCCAUCAGGCGAGAAACUGAUUGCCCAUGUUCUCAAGCUCAAUUCGGUUUAUCGUGCUAACGAAAGGAGCCAAGACCAGGAUGAAACCCCAACGGAGGUUCCUCUUGUCCCCAGCAUGGCCUUUUCUGAGCUUCUUACCGGUGCUGGGUACUACUUGUACGAAGUAGGACUCGCGGAUUCGUGUGUAGCGGUCUUGGAGACAGCCGAGAAGAUUUCCCAUGAGUUUCGCACUUCUUCUACGGCCGAAGCCACUAUGCAAGGAGGCCAACCGUCACCAUAUGCCAAUUCCCUGAAGCUCGAAACAACUGCCAUUGCAAUAUCCUGGGGCAUCAUUGAGCAGACACAGGGGCUGACGGGUGCGCGCAAAGCCAUGGCAAAGGCAAAGGAAGUGGUCGCUUUGCGCGAGAAUCAUGCAAGUCUACCUGGCCUUUCCUCUGGCGAUCUGUUCGAGAGUCAAGUCCUGCUAUCCAACGCCUACAACGACAUUGGAAUUGAAAAGAUUCAUAUGCACCAAUACGCGAGCGCUAUGGAUUACCUCCAUAAAUCGCUCGAUCUCAAGGGGCAGUUGGAAACACAAGGCCUCACAAUACCGGCGUUCGAAUUUGCCGAAUCCAUCAACAAUAUGGGAUUCGCAGCGCUUGGCCAGAAUCUUACAGAAGAGGCUCUGAAAUACAGCGAAACGGCUGUGGAUCUCAUCUACAAGGAUGGCAGUCAUGACAGCGACGUAACCCGCUUCACCUUCAGCCAUGGAGUUACACUUUUCCUUAAUGGCGAACCGCAAAGGGCACUGGAUGUGAUGAAACAAGUUUACCAAAAUCGUAAGGACAUCUUUGGUGAAUCGGGGCGUCAAACAAGAGACGCUAGUUACGCCGUCAGCUUCAUUUACUACGCGCAAGGCCACUUUGAAGACGCCAGCAAAACCAUCCAAGGAUGCUUCAUCAAACAGGCCAAGAGCAUUUGGCCAGCAGAAUGCCUUACCCGUGCCAAGUACCUGGAGUCGCGGAUUCUACAAGCGCUCGGAGACAUGACCGAAGGUAAAAAGAAGCAUGACGAGGCACUCCAUGAACUAGACGGGUAUCUGUCUCAGAUUUUCCCCAAGGCCCAUGCGCAGAAGGCCGAGCGAGACACAGUUACGUGCAGCAGUCAUGCAUAUCUCAUGGCUGCUGAUGAGGCACUGCGGUUUGAUUAUGUCGUUCCGUUCUAUGCGGGAAGAUUUGCUACGGGUAAGAGUGCUGGACGUGGAAAUGGGAGGGGGUGUUAUCCGCCGCUGGAGGACCUGGAAUGUCUGCUGGAUGUACUUGGAACUCAUUUCUUGGUUUCCACCUUUUCUUGA